UACCUCCUGUGAUUGUCUGCUUGUUCUGACCUCUCAUCCACAGUUUAUCAGCCUGGCAGGCCAACACGACAGACUUUGGCUACACGCUACCAUGUUCUGCUUUAAACUCUACAGUUUCCUGUCCACAAAAAGGGUUUUUAAACUAUGUGUACACAGCAUUUAAUUCAGUUAUGGCUCCCCGGCAACUGUAUGACCCCCCCUGUUAUUGCUGGAACCAGAAACUGACAUCGUGAUGGUCCUUGUCAGAUUAGGCCAAUCAAUGACACUGACCAGAGGACAGCGGAAAAAGAGAAAGAGGAAGAGGAGGAGUAGAAGGAGAAGGAGAACUGAGGGAUACGUGUGGAUGUGUGUUUGUUGAGGGAGGGGGGCAGCUCCUCCCAUAAUUAAGUUAGUGUGCUGCGCUGGAGGUCCAUGUUUACGGGGCAGGCGAAGGAGUUUCCUUCACUCUGUGGACAGCUCUGUGGAGACGGCAGGAGAAGCUCUCUCACUCUCUUCUGUCUCUGAUUAUUUCUGCAACUCAUCCCUCACUGCGCUGCGACUGGCUGACCUACACGAGGACAAGGCGGGGGGUGAAGAAGCAGCAGCAACACCUGCCUAACCCUUCACUGCUGCCGCCAUCCCUCCGUCCGUCCCCGCUUCCUGCCCAGUCUGGGACCUAGCCUCCACCGAUCUCUCCGCCACCCCCGCUGCCAUCAUGUGCGACUGUUUCCACCUGGCCUUUCCCAACUGGCACGCUGCCUCCUCUGGGACGAGACCUGGACGAAGGCUGCAAGGCCCAGAGCCUGCCACAGAGGACUCAAUAUGUGAUGAGCCAUCUGAGUUUGCAGAGAGUGAGAGACCACGCCCACAAGGGUCAUCUCCAGUUGAGGAGUUUCCUGAGACUGAAAAAUACAGUGACAGUGAUAAAGAGUGUGAAGCAGAGCAUCACCCACACCACAAAGGUGGGACUGGAAAGAAAACUAAAAAGUCUGGGCUCGGGUCCAUGUUUGAAAAGCGCUCUACUCCAAAGAUGAGUAAACUCAAGGAAGCUGAGAGCCCUGAAUCAGAGGUGAUAGUGAAAACGGCCAAAGAUGGAUGUGCAGAGGGUCUCAUUUAUGGUGGAGGGGGAAAAGAAGGGAUUUUCAUUAAGGAAGUAGUGCCAGAGUCACCAGCCUCAAAAAAUCUAAAACUGAAAGAAGGUGAUCAGGUUUUGAGUGCCACUGUGUAUUUUGACAACAUGUCAUAUGAAGAUGCCAUUCAGAUUCUGGAGCAUGCUCAGGCAUACAAGCUGAAGCUUUGCUUGAAACGCAAGCCAGAGAUCACAGAGACCGAACCAGCCAUCGAAUCUGACGUUAUACCUGAAGAAGACCUCCACACUCCACAGAUGAGAGAACAAGGAAAAACUAAAAGACGUGGAGAAGCUCGCAUUUCGUGGCCCAAGUUUUCAUCCUUUGGAAAAGGGCGAAAAUCACGUUUUACAAGGUCUCACAGUUCCUCAGAGGCUGAGGAGCAAAGAAAGCUUGAACUCAGCCCAACAACAAGCGACACAGAGUCACCGGUAAAAACUCAGGAUGCUCUCAAAUACAAGAAAAAGCAUAAAAUAAAACUACCUGGUCUGACAAAGAGAGGCCGCAUAAGUUCAUCUGAGGAGCAGGACACAGAUGUGCAAACUGGACAGAUCAGUGGUGACACUCACCACACACAAGAAUCAGAUAUGCUUUCACCUGAGUGCCUUGAAAGCCCCUCAGGAGAAAUGCCUGAAGCCUAUGUGAAAAAAGAUCUGAAAGUAAUGAAAGAUGUGCAACUUGAAGAAACCAGUCUAACGGUCCGUGAAGCUCAACCUAUUCAACAUAAGGUGGAACUUAUCAGUAUCGAUAGCACUUUGAAAACAGCAGAUUUAACUGCGGCUCUAGCAGAUCAAGAAAGCCCCUCUCAUAUCAAGUCCCCUGAGGGGAAAAAAAAGAAGAAAGAAAGGUCUGAAUUAAAAAUGAAAAUUCUGGGGAAGGACAAAUCACACAAGAAAGAAGCAAAAGCAAAAUCGUCACCAAAAAGGCUAAAAACACUAGGGGCAAGUUUUGACUUAGCUGAUCAUCCUGAAACUGAAAAAUCAGAUUUAAUCCCAAACUUUGAGUCACACACAACACACACGGAAGAUCCUGCUCUUUAUGCUAAGGUGGAACAUGAUUUAUCUGAUGUUGCAGUUUCACAAAAAUAUCCACAGAAAAGUGAAGCAAAAAGGCAGAAAGGCAAAGAAAUCCAAGAAAAACAAGAAGACAGAAGAACAGGGGAAACUGUCAAACUGCCGAAACUCAGUUUGGGUGACGUUGGUGCUGAGGAAAUCACAGAUGAUCCUUAUGAGAGACUGGCAAAAAGCAGUGAUUUCAGAACCCAACUUCCCAAACGGGAAGAGAUUGAGAUACCAGGUAUGGAGGAUAAGUCUGUGAAGACGAGAGCAAAAAGAAUUAAAGAACCUAAGGUAAAUUAUACAGGACAGAAUGGAGAAUUUCAAGCAGAAACUGUGCAACUGUCAAUUGAUGUUGACAGUGUGAAAGAGGCAGUUUCUAAAUUGCCUGGAUAUAAGUUGCCUAAAGUUGAUACAUCUGGCAUGCCUAUUCCAGAAGAAAUUACUGUGAUAGAUGCAAAUGCUCAAAGAAUAUCAGUGAAAACGCCUACAAAAGUGGUAGACACCAAAACAAAGCAUGGAGCAAGUCUUACAAAGUUUGACACAACUCCUUCUUUAGAAAUUUCCAAGACUACAAUUAAGCUGCCACAGAUCACAACCGGUCAAUUAACCUCAGAGGAUCUUUUAACUGAAACAAAAGUAAAAACUGAAAAGGAACAUGAAACUAAGAAAAAACAAAGCAGCAAAGAGAUUAAAACUGGGACCUAUAAAAGAGAAGAUAUUAUAAUACCGGGAAAGGAAAGUUUAGAGAAAGUAUCUAGUCUUCAGGCACAUGAGGCUGAUGAAACACGAGGAACAGAGGGUAUCAAAUCUGAAUAUGAAUCAGAUAAGAAAUCAAAGAAGGCAAAGAUGACAAUGCCUAGCUUUGGGAUAGCAAAGCCAGACAUAAGAAUCCCUGAUAUUGGAAUUGUCUUGCCAAAACAAAAUAUCUUUCAGCAAAAAGGGGACACAGCAAAAGGAGAAAAAACCGAAUUCCUCCAAGAAGUAACGACAUCAAAAGAUGAAAUUAAAAAAGACAAGGGGCAGACUGAAGGAGUCGUAUGUGAGGUUGUGAUUCCUGAACUCGAUAGCAUUGAAUACAUUGACUCAGUAGAUGGUUCACCAGCCAAAAAGGACAAUGGCAUUAGGCUUACAGGUUUUGAUGUAAAUCUUGAGUCACAACCAAAUGUGGAUAUUUCCCUUAAAGAAAUUAGAAAAGAAGGAAAAAGUACAGAAACUGAAGAGCAUGCAGCUAAAUUGCCUCAAUUUGGUGCUACUACUACAUACACCAGUGUAAAUGUGCCCGAUGGAGAUAAGCAUAUAAACCCUGAUGAAGCUGAGACAAAAACUCUUGAAAGAGAGGGAAAGGGUAGCAAGUUUAAAGUGCCAAAUGUUGGUAUCUCCAUGCCAAGGGUGAAAGGAAUAAAAACGGAUUCAAGCCUAUCAAAGAAAGGUGUAGCUGUGACACCACCGCCUGAGACCGAUGUUACACUUGGAAGUGUAGAUGUUUGUACUGCAGAACAAAUAAUGGAGGCAGAAAAAUAUGACCAGGAAAUAAAACAUCCUCAGGCAGAAGGUGAAUUUGAUAGGCAAGGAGGCAAGUUCAAGAUGCCAAAGUUAGGAAUUGCAAUGCCGAAAAUAAAAGGGUCUGAAUUUGACUUCAGUGUAUCACAGAAAAAUGAAGAUAUGAAACUGUCAGAAACGAAACCGAAGGUGAAACCCUCUGAUGCUGAACUAAAGGAAACCUCUGAUGCCGAAAUUAGAGCUCCUGAAAUGAAAGUGGUAGAAAAGUAUGUAGACGAAUCACCAUCAAAAUUUAAGAUGCCAAUGUUCAAACUACCUAAAUUUGGAUCUCCUAUGGCAAACACCAGUCAUGAAGUACAUGAUAAAUCAAAGGACAUUGAAAUUUGUGAAACACAGCUGAAAUCAACAGAAGGUGUCAAUGUUAACAUUCCAACACCAAACACUGAUAUUGUGGGAUCAUCUAUUGAUGUGAAAACAGUUGAUAUCAAACCACAGACUAAAACUAAAAUCGAUGUAAGUCUUGGGAGUGCAGAAGCUUUCUUUCCCCAGGAAAAGAAUGGAGAUGAAAUCGAAGUACAUGAAAGCAAGUUCAAAUUGCCAAAAUUUGGAAUAACAAUGCCAAAAGUAAAAGGACCAGAAGUUGAUUUUAACUUAUUGAAGAGAGAUGUAGAUGAAACACUUGAAGAAGCCAAAACUGAUGCUGAACGUAAAAAACCCUCUGCUCAAAUGGAAACAGAAGAUCCUGAUAUUAAAGAUCUGACAAAAGAUAAUGAGAACUCAAAAUUUAAGAUGCCUACAUUCAAAUUACCAAAAUUUGGAGUUGGUAUCCCAAGUGCCACAGGAGAAGUACCUGAUUUGGACACAGGUAUCAAAAUAGAAGGUGCUGAAGAGGUUCUUGAAGUUAACAUAGCAGCACCCAGCACUGAAUUAAAAGAACAUGAAGGCAAAGGAAGUAAGUUCAAAUUGCCAAGUCUUGGAUUUUCUGUCCCUCAAACAAAAGGACCUGACAUUGAUUUAAAUUCCUCAAAGAAAAGCAUAGAUAUUACUCUUCCAGAAGCUGAAGUGAAACUCCCUGAUGUUGAAGUUGAAAAAAAUUCUGCUGAGGUUGAAAUGAAAAUUGAGACAAAGGAAAAAAAAGAAUCACCAUCAGAGGAUAAGAUGCCAACAUUCCACUUACCAAAAUUUGGCAUUGGUAUCCCAAGUGGCACAGCAAAAGUACCGGAUAUGGACAAAGGUAUCAAAAUAGAUGGUGCUGAUAUUAGUAUCCCUGAAGAGGUUCUUGAAGUCAACAUAGCAGCACCCAGCGUGGAAUUGAAAGAGCCUUCAAUCUCCUUGAAAACCAGUGGAUAUGAACAUGAAGGACAAGAGAGUAAGUUCAAACUGCCAAGUCUUGGAUUGUCUGUCCCUCAAGCCAAGGGACCUGACAUUGAUUUAAGCUUAUCGAAGAAAGAUGUAGAUGUUACACUUCCAGAAGCCAAAGCUGAAGUCACACUCCAUGAUACUGAAGUGGAAACUGAAGCUUCUGAGAUCAAAGUUGAGACAAAGGACAAAAAAGGAUCAUCAUCAAAAUUUAAGAUGCCAACAUUUAAAUUACCCAAAUUUGGUGCCCGUAGUACAAAUGCAAAAGCAGAGGUACCGGAUAUGGAGAAAGAUGUUAAAGUAGAUGGAGCUGACAUUUGUAUCCCUGAAGAGGUUCUUGAAGGUAACAUUGCAGCACCCAGCACUAAAUUAAAAGAACCUUCAAACUUGAUGACAACUACAGGAACAGAACGUGAAGGCAAAGGAAGUAAGUUCAAACUGCCAAGUCUUGGAUUGUCUGUCCCUCAACCCAAAGGACCUGACAUUGAUUUAAGCUUAUCGAAGAAAGAUGUAGAUGUUACACUUCUAGAAGCCAAAGCUGAAGUCAAACUCCCUGAUGUUGAAGUUGAAAAACCUUCUGUUGAAGUGGAAAUUGCAGCUCCUGAGAUCAAAAUUGAGACAAAGGAAAAGAAAGGAUCACCAUCAAAGUUUAAGAUGCCUACAUUCCAAUUGCCAAAAUUAGGAGUUGAUAUCCCAAGUGCAGCAGCAGAGGUACCGGAUAUGGAGAAAGGUAUCAAAAUAGAAGGCGCUGAUAUUAGUAUCCCUGAAGAGGUUCUUGAAGUUAACAUUGCAGCACCCAGCACUGAAUUGAAAGAACCUCUAAUCUCCUUGAAAACAAGUGGAUUUGAACAUGAAGGAAAAGGAGGUAAGUUCAAAUUGCCAAGUCUUGGAUUUUCUGUCCCUCAAGCCAAAGGGCCUGACAUUGAUUUAAGCUUAUCAAAGAAAGACGUACAUAUUACACUUCCAGAAGCUAAAGCUGAAGUCACACUCCAUGAUGUUGAAGUAGAGAAACCUUCUGUUGAAAUUGAAAUUGAAGCUCCUGAGUUCAAAGUUGAGACAAAAGACAAAAAAGGAUCACCAUCGAAGUUUAAGAUGCCUCCAUUCCAAUUACCAAAAUUUGGCAUUGGUAUCCCAAGUGCAACAGCAGAGGUACCAGAUAUGGACAAAGGUAUCAAAAUAGAAGAUGCUGAUAUUAAGAUUCCUGAAGAGGUUCUUGAAGUUAACAUUGCAGCACCCAGCACUGAAUUGAAAGAACCUUCAAUCUCCUUGAAAACCAGUGGAUCUGAACAUGAAGGAAAAGUAAGUAAGUUUAAACUGCCAAGUCUUGGAUUAUCUGUCGUUCAAACAAAAGAACCUGACAUUGAUUUAAGCUUAUCGAAGAAAGAUGUAGAUGUUACACUUCCAGAAGCCAAAGCUGAAGUCACACUCCCUGAUGUUGAAGUACAGAAACCUUCUGUUGAAGUGGAAAUUGAAGCUCCUGAGUUCAAAGUUGAGACAAAAGACAAAAAAGGAUCACCAUCAAAAUUUAAGAUGCCUACAUUCAAAUUACCCAAAUUUGGCAUUGGUAUCCCAAGUGCCACAGCAAAAGUACCUGAUUUGGACACAGGUAUCAAAAUAGAAGGUGCUGAUGUUAGUAUACCUGAAGAGGUUCUUGAAGUUAACAUAGCAGCACCCAGCACUGAAUUAAAAGAACCUUCACUCACCCUGAAAACUACAGGAACAGAACGUGAAGGCAAAGGAAGCAAGUUCAAACUGCCAAGUCUUGGAUUGUCUGUCCCUCAAGCCAAAGGACCAGAUAUCAAUUUAAGUUUAUCAAAGAAAGAUGUAGAUGUUACACUUCCAGAAGCCAAAGCUGAAGUCAAACUCCCUGAUGUCGAAAUUGAAAAACCUUCUGUUGAAGUGAAGUGGAAAUUGAAGCUCCUGAGAUAA
Molecule: messenger RNA, 6952 nt
Organism: Oreochromis aureus
Lineage: Eukaryota; Metazoa; Chordata; Actinopteri; Cichliformes; Cichlidae
Product: protein AHNAK2-like
Exons: 7
Coding region: 695-6952 (2085 amino acids)
Biological process (GO): regulation of RNA splicing
Cellular component (GO): nucleus; cytoplasm
Molecular function (GO): protein binding
Source: RefSeq, a predicted model, not a curated record